Molecule: messenger RNA, 2313 nt
Organism: Sabethes cyaneus
Lineage: Eukaryota; Metazoa; Arthropoda; Insecta; Diptera; Culicidae
Product: neprilysin-3
Exons: 10
Coding region: 1-2313 (770 amino acids)
Biological process (GO): protein processing
Cellular component (GO): plasma membrane
Molecular function (GO): metalloendopeptidase activity
Source: RefSeq, a predicted model, not a curated record
AUGACGGGCGAAGCGAUGACGUCACGCGUAUCAGCUGUCGGGGGAAAUCCGGUCGCGCCCCACCUUCAGCCACCCAACGCCAACCACCCUGUGCAGGCGCUACGAACUGACGACAUUGAGGUACAGGUCAUCGAACAGGCUACCGAGCUGCACUCGAACGAGCGAAAGAGUUCUACCGCCGGGCCACCCGUAGCCAGUGGCAAACAAAGUGCCUCCAGGACCGCACUGCUUCCCCCGUUGUCCGUAGGAGCACCAGCAGCCACUACUACCGCCACGGCGGCAAACGGCGGUCGGCCAUCGCUGAAGAACCCGGUCGGUUGGGUUUGCUGUGCACCGUGCAUAUGGCUUAGGGGUUCAUCGGCAGUUCACAAAAUGGCAAUUACGGCAGCCACCCUACUAGUUACAACUCUGCUCGUUGCAUCGCCCAUACUGUUCCUAAUCUCGGCCGCACCGUCACAUCUGCCGAAAGAUUGCUACGUAACGGACGAUCACGAUUGCCAUCCGACACCGGCUCCCCCACCGGAGUGUUCGGACUCCAUCUGUCGGGCGGCAGCCAUCAGCAUACAGGCUCGGAUGAACUGGGAGGUGGAACCCUGUCGGGAGUUUAAAAAUUACAGUUGCUCUCCGCUGGAAGGCAAUAGCUUAAGAGCAGUUAAAAGCCCACAAGAAACAGCCGACAUUCAAAUGCAGCAGCUGCUGUCACUCAAUACGACCGCCGGUCUAUUUCGAAAACUAGGCCGCCUGUAUGGCAGUUGCUUGCGGCAGACAUUAAAUGAUUCCACAAUUAAAAUACGGCUGGACAAACUGGGUGGCUAUUUGCAAAUUGGCUCGGUGGGACCACAAAGCAUUUCACCUCUGAUAUCGAAAAUUCAAAACAUUGGUCCAAUGCCGAUCAUCGGCAUUUACUAUGAUUUGAGUUAUGGUCGCAAACCACAAACGUUACUAAUAAUUGAUGGCCCAGCAACAUCGUCUCACAUUUUAGAGAACCCCGUUCGAUGGCAAGGACCGAAGGCGGCACCAAACGACGUGAAGGAAGAUAUACCAGAACUCUUGGAACCGUUAAUCAAUUUAUUUCUACCGCCGGGACUCAGCAGUGACCAGAGGCAGUCGGAGAAAAAUGUAUUAUUUAGCUUUGUUCGUGGUUUGAAUCAGAUUCGAAGGGAUUACGUACAGAAAGACUUCACGCACAGCUACGUGCUGAACAAUGUUACGGCGCUUAUCAACACGCACCCAUUCUUACUAUGGCAAGAUUUAUUGCCUGCCAAUUGGUCCGGACCGAUCGUUAUUCGAAGCCCAGCCUAUUUGGAGCACCUGCGGAAACUGUUUCUAAGCUACCAGAAUCGGGUGAUUCACAAUGCACUGCUGCUGUUAUUUGCGCUGAACACGCUACCGCCGGGACGACCAUCGCCGCUCGUCUGUGCCAAAGCGACCAACUGGGCUCUGCCGGAAGUAACGUCGGCGCUGUUUAUCGGACAGUAUAGCGAGCAGGUCAUUGCACACGCCAUCCAUCGGACGGAGGAAAUGUUCGAAAACAUGAAGCAGCACCUGAAGCGGGCCCCGUCGCUUCGGGGCGCUGCACUAGUACGGCUUUCGCAGCUCAAGGUACAGGCCAAGGUUUGGCCGACACUGUUCAAUCGGACGGAGAUCGCUUCCAUUCUGGAUCAGAUCGAAAUCAGCUCAGACAACUGGUUUGAAAAUGUGCUCAAAAUUUAUCAACUGAACAAUAACCGAUCGUCCGUUUGGAAUGUUUCUGGGGAGUCAACUCAUACUGCAUACGCCUACCCUCAAAUCGCUCGCAUUUUCUACGACACGCUAAGCCACUCGAUAGUGGUACCCCUGUCUGCGAUUCUGGUACCGUACUUCAAUCCCGUACUGCCACCGUACCUGCAUUAUGCCACACUCGGAACGUCACUGGCCAAGGAAAUCCUUCGAUCGAUAACGAAAGCAUUCGAGAGCAAGAUUAUGCAGUGCGUGCCCAACUCGGUCGAUGUGUUCUCCAACGCGAGCCGUAUGGAUUUACUGAUCUACUCGGGUGGAAUGCAGAUCGCCUAUCAUACGUUACUGUCGCUGUCAGGACCAAUCAAGGGCAUGAACCGGCUGCCCGGUUUAAGUCUAACACCACCGCAAAUCUUCUAUUUGAUGUCCGCGCAGGAGUUGUGCGCUGAAGCCGAGUAUAAUGGGAUCGAUGUUCAGUCGAAUGAUUUCGAUGAAAUACUAACGUGGCUGAUCUCGCAGGGUGGAAGUGCCUCGGACGUGUUCCAGUGCCACUCAAGCACAAUGCUCAGUUUUCAGAAGAACUGCGACAUCUGGUAG